Molecule: messenger RNA, 1859 nt
Organism: Candoia aspera
Lineage: Eukaryota; Metazoa; Chordata; Lepidosauria; Squamata; Candoiidae
Gene: TRMT61B
Product: tRNA methyltransferase 61B
Biological process (GO): mitochondrial tRNA methylation
Cellular component (GO): tRNA (m1A) methyltransferase complex; mitochondrion
Molecular function (GO): tRNA (adenine(58)-N1)-methyltransferase activity
Source: RefSeq, a predicted model, not a curated record
UGCGAUCGGCUCCGCAGCAAGCCCGGGAAGGAAAACUCCUGCCUGCGCCCUGCUUCGCCUUGUGUAGUGGUGCGAGCUGCCUCUAGCUUUAGGGGAGUUGCCGAACGGUGGAUUCCAUUAAGACCAACAGAAACUAAAAGAAAGCGAUUGGUUUAUUGGCGGCAUCCAGCUCUCCCCAAAGGUCAAGGGAAAGUACCGAAGCCACGAUGGCGUGCUGGUGGCGAAGGCUGGGUUUGCGGGUACUGCAAGGAGGGACUUGGGCAUCGCUCCGGACCAAGAUGAGAGAGGAUCGAUCCUUACGCGACGCUGGGAGAAAAGGGCGCAAUCUCCGGGCUGUAGUGCCAGGGACUGGCAUCAGUCAUUCCAAGGCGCACCAGUACCAGCUGCAAGGAGCGCCUAGAGUCGACUCCCAAGGCAUCAGUCGCCGGGUGUUUUGUAGCUCGCCAAGGGACAGAGACGGAGGGGAUGAGCCACAAAGGCAAGGUAGCCCUAAAUCGUCGUGGGACUCCGUUAGGUUGACGGAGACGGGCAGGGCUCGGAGAAGGUCGUUGUCGCCUUUAGAAAGGCUGAGCCAGACGAUUCCCGAGGAGCUCCUUUCUGCGGAGAUCAGAGCCCUGAGAAGCGCGCAAGUGAAGGGGUCCAAGCCGCAGGAACGCGAAACCGGCGUCGCAGAAGAGGAAGGUUUUCCUGGGGCAGAUUCCCAGCUGGAUCGAGGCUCGCUCUCCGAGAAAAUCCAGAACGUGCCUUCCAAGAACUGUCCCUUCCGAGUUGGGGAGCUGAUUCUAGUACAGGCUUAUCGAAAACACGGCUCGGAAUUGAAGACUCAGUGCCUGCUCUCCGAUACCGGAAUGUGUAAUACGCAUUUCGGUUUCAUUAGAUUCUCAGCGAUCGUUGGCAAACUCCCCGGGCAGCUGUUCCAAACGUCCCGGGGUGAAAUGUUGCUAAUUAGGAGGCCGUCAUUAGAAGAAUACGUGCUGCUGAUGGAUCGAAAACCUGCCAUCAUCAGUCCGAAGGAUGCCAAUACAAUGCUGCUGCUAAUGGAUGUCACUCAAGGGGACACAGUAUUGGAAGCUGGUUCUGGUUCUGGCGGUAUGAGUUUAUUUCUAUCAAAAGCAGUUGGGUCACAAGGACGUGUUAUAAGUUAUGAAAUCAGGGAAGAAUAUCACAAAUUGGCAAAGAAGAAUUUUUGGCAAUGGUGUGAUGCAUGGCAAAUAGGGCAUUCUAAAGAGUGGCCCAAUAAUGUGGAUUUCAUUAAUCAAGAUAUUUUGACUGCAGCUGAAGAUCUGAAAUCUGUAACACUUGAUGCAGUAGCUCUGGACAUGCUUUCCCCUCAGAAUGCUUUAACUGCAGUUUUCCCAAGUCUUAAACAAGGCGGGGUUUGUGUUGUAUACUUUACAAAUAUCACUCAGGUUGUUGAACUGAUUGAAGCGGUCCGGAUCAGGAAAUUAGCCCUUUUCUGUGAAAAGAUUUUAGAAGUAACACAUAGAGAUUGGCUAAUAUGCCCAGCUACUUGGGAAAAGAGAAAUGUUUUUAAAAAUAUAGCAUCUGAGCUAAACAUCGAUAAUGAAACCGUUUGUCAUUAUGAAAAUGAUGUCUCUGCUGAAGAGAGAGGAAAUGAAGCUCUUGUUUCUGCCAGUGUAAACCCACCUUACAUUGCUAAACCUUUCCCAUAUCAAGUUGGUCAAACAGUAUUCCUUGUAAAGCUGAGGAAAUUCAAUGUGCUAUAUCCAAACACUGCUUCAGAUGGUAUCUGCCAAUUUGAAGAUUGUACUUCAUCAGAAAUAACACAUUAAAUUGUCUUCUGCUGUGUGUAUGAUUUGGGAAACAUUGAAUGUGUUUUACAUUGACUAAGAUACAGU